GCAAGCUUAUAGUGAUUCAUAUUUCCUUUUCGUGUGUUAAAUAAAUUAUAUUAAAAAAUGUCUGGACGUGGUAAAGGUGGUAAAGUGAAAGGCAAGGCAAAGUCGCGUUCAAAUCGUGCUGGGCUUCAAUUUCCUGUCGGCCGUAUACACCGUUUGUUGCGCAAAGGCAAUUAUGCUGAACGUGUUGGUGCUGGUGCUCCCGUAUAUUUAGCUGCUGUUAUGGAAUAUUUGGCAGCUGAAGUUCUUGAAUUGGCUGGUAAUGCUGCCCGUGAUAACAAAAAGACAAGAAUUAUUCCACGUCAUUUACAAUUGGCCAUCCGUAAUGAUGAAGAAUUGAAUAAACUAUUAUCUGGAGUCACUAUUGCUCAAGGUGGUGUUUUGCCAAAUAUUCAAGCUGUACUUUUACCAAAGAAGACUGAGAAAAAAGCAUAAAUUUCUGGUCUCGAAAAGUCUUACUAUUAACAUAUUA
This is a messenger RNA of Bactrocera dorsalis (oriental fruit fly), 469 nucleotides long. RefSeq names its product histone H2A. The coding region runs from base 58 to 432 and encodes 124 amino acids. NCBI's taxonomy places the organism in Eukaryota, Metazoa, Arthropoda, Insecta, Diptera, Tephritidae. Gene Ontology annotation, cellular component: nucleosome. The transcript has a single exon. The record is from RefSeq and is a predicted model, not a curated record. Gene Ontology annotation, molecular function: structural constituent of chromatin; protein heterodimerization activity; DNA binding.